Molecule: messenger RNA, 2759 nt
Organism: Corylus avellana
Lineage: Eukaryota; Viridiplantae; Streptophyta; Magnoliopsida; Fagales; Betulaceae
Gene: GALT1
Product: galactosyltransferase1
Cellular component (GO): Golgi membrane
Molecular function (GO): carbohydrate binding; UDP-galactose:N-glycan beta-1,3-galactosyltransferase activity
Source: RefSeq, a predicted model, not a curated record
AUUAACUUUCCAUUCACUCAAGGACUAGUCUGGUCAUGAUAAAAGACCAGAACGAACAGUUUGCUCUUUUCAAUUCAACUCUUUCCCACCACCGUUAAGCGUAGACUUGAAGUUUUCAAACGACAUAUGAUCGAGCUCUCCCUCCGUUCCUCAGAUUUUCUCGCCGAUUUUUUCUCUCACUUUUCCGGCAUUCUUCCGAGGAGAUUUCCAAGGAUCAGUGCGAGUAUCUUAUGUCAAAUGCCUUAUGAGCGACUUCUGCGGUAGAUUUAUCAACUCCAGAGUACUCAAGCGGUCAAUUUUCAGGCCACAAGAACUUGGUUGCAUGACCUGGUACUUGAUAUCAGAUGAGAACAGACUGAGAAUGAAAAUAUCUGAAGCAUUUACUUCCAAGAAGUGAAAUCCUUACAUAUAUGCAUCUUCUGAUCAGGUUCAAAGCUAUUGAUGUAUUUGUGCCCAGUAGAAUGAAAAAAUGGUUGGGUGGUGUUUUAGUUGCAUCAUUGUUUAUGCUGCUGAUCCUGAGAUAUGGUAUUAUGAAAAAUCCUAUUGGGGAGAGUUAUUUGACAAGUCCGUUCUCCUCCAAUACCAGUAAUCCUCUUGAAUGGCUGAAUGCUGUAGUUCCACCUGCAGUUCAAAAUCCGGAGAAUGCUUCUAAAGUGGUUUCCACUGACACCAUAGUCUUAGCUCUCUUUGCUCAGAGGAAUACGUCCAAUGAAGAGCAAAAAAGUCUGCAGACAUGGAAACAUUUGAAUCACUUGAUUAAUCACGCUCAGGGUUUACCUAAUACAGUGGAUGCUAUUAAGGAAGCUGGAGGUGCAUGGAAUAGCCUUAUGCAUUCAGUUGACGAGCAAAGACUUCAGUGUGCAAAUGAAAGUUCACACGGGAAAGCAAAAGAGAAACAGUGCCCUCAUUUUCUUGAUAAAGUGAAUGCCACAGAACUUGAUAAUAGGGGAUAUAAGUUGAGGGUUCCCUGUGGCCUGACUCAGGGUUCUGCCAUUACAAUUAUAGGAAUUCCAAAUGGUCUUCUUGGUAAUUUCCGUAUCGACUUAACUGGGGAACAGCUUCCAGGGGAGCCUGAUCCGCCCAUCAUCUUGCAUUACAAUGUAAGGCUUCAUGGUGAUAAGAUAACUGAGGACUCUGUCAUUGUCCAAAACACCUGGACUGUUGCUCAUGAUUGGGGUGAAGAGGAGCGUUGUCCAUCCCCUGCGCCUGAAAAAAUAAAAAAGGUGGAUGAGUUGGACCAGUGCAACAAGAUGUUAGGGAAACAUGAUAACCAGUUCCUCCUUGGUAGCACGCAUUCCAACAAGUCAAGGUGGUCUUCAGCGGUGCAAGAAGGAUCUAAGACCAGAAAAUACUUCCCUUUUAAGCAAAAUUAUCCAUUUGUUGCAACACUUAGAGUGGGUUCAGAGGGGCUCCAGAUGACAGUUGAUGGAAAGCACAUAACAUCCUUUGCUUUCCGUGAAACUUUGGAGCCUUGGCUUGCUAGUGAAAUAAGAAUUUCUGGUGACCUAAAGUUAAUUUCUGUCCUCGCCAGUGGUUUACCUACAUCAGAGGAUUCCGAGCAUAUAAUUGAUUUGGAAGCACUCAAAUCAGUUCCUCUCUCUCCUCGAAGACCACUGGAUCUUUUCAUCGGCGUUUUCUCUACUGCAAACAAUUUUAAGCGCAGGAUGGCUGUUCGAAGGACAUGGAUGCAGUAUCCUGCAGUGCGGUCAGGGACGGUUGCAGUGCGAUUUUUUGUCGGUUUGCAUAAAAACCAAAUAGUGAAUGAGGAACUAUGGAAUGAGGCAGAGACAUAUGGAGACAUACAGUUGAUGCCUUUUGUUGACUACUACAGCCUCAUCACCUGGAAAACUUUAGCAAUCUGCAUUUUUGGGACGGAGGUUGUUUCAGCAAGGUUUGUCAUGAAGACAGAUGACGAUGCAUUCGUUCGUGUGGAUGAAGUGCUAGCUUCUCUAAAUAGGAUCAAUGUGGCUCAUGGAUUGCUUUUUGGGCUCAUAAAUUCAGAUUCCCGACCACAUAGAAAUCCUGAUAGCAAGUGGUACAUCAGUCCUGAGGAAUGGCCUGAAGAUCGUUAUCCCCCUUGGGCGCAUGGCCCUGGCUAUGUGGUAUCAUAUGACAUUGCAAAGGAAAUUUACAGGAGAUACAAAGAAGGAAAUUUAAAGAUGUUUAAGCUAGAAGAUGUUGCAAUGGGCAUCUGGAUUGCGGAUAUGAAGGGCAAUUUGAAAGUUCGGUAUGAGAAAGAACAGAGGAUCUAUAAUGAGGGGUGCAAGGAUGGUUACGUUGUUGCACAUUACCAAGGUCCCAGGGAGAUGCUCUGUUUGUGGCAGAAACUUCAAGAAGGAACCGGUGCCAGGUGCUGUGGGGAUCGAUAAGCAUAAUUAGUUUUACUUGAAGCCAGAUGAUUAGUGGAGACUAAAAAUCUUGCUGCCGACUUUUGUUCGGAUUUAACUGACCAGGGUUGCGGGAGACCCAAAGAGAGAACGAAAUGAGAAGAAUUUUUUUUCUUCUUCCAAUUUUUAAAUUAAAACGAGAUGGGGAAUUUUUUUUUUUUUUUUUGAGGGGGGUGGGGGUGUUACCAGUGUUGUAUAAUUAGAAAUAUAUCUAGCAUAGUUCAGAGUUCAUAGAGAUGAGCACUUCAGAAGGGACUGCAGAGAGAGAGAGAGAGAGAACCUUGUACAGAUUCCACUCGGUGUUAGGUUGUCAUAUAUACUACCACUCUAUAAUCUUGCUCACAUUUCUAUAUACUGUUCCUUAUACCUUAA